This is a messenger RNA of Sitophilus oryzae (rice weevil), 1856 nucleotides long. RefSeq names its product WD repeat-containing protein 20. Gene Ontology annotation, molecular function: protein binding. Bases 149 to 1501 code for a protein of 450 amino acids. The record is from RefSeq and is a predicted model, not a curated record. NCBI's taxonomy places the organism in Eukaryota, Metazoa, Arthropoda, Insecta, Coleoptera, Curculionidae. The transcript has 5 exons.
UUCUAACCUUAAAUGUUAACGUCAAAAAGAAUAAUAUAUUAUGCAGUUAAAUGUACGUGUAUAAAUUGUUGUAAAAUAAUAGUUAUUUAGUAUGGGAUAAAGUUUAAAAGUGUCGAGAAUCAUGCGGUGAGACUGUACAGAGUGUAUAAUGUUGUCUUAUCAGUUACAUCACGGUUUAGACAUGGCAAGAGCGGACCCUUUGGGCAAUCCGUCGUUAUUGGAGGCCGGAGAAAGACCUCUGGAGAGGCCUACUGCAGAACCAGGGGAUGUUAAGAAUGCUAUUGUAACGAGAGAAGGGCAAUAUCGUCUAAUGACUUUAAGCGAAUAUUCUAGACCGGGUAGGGUCACUUACCAAGCGCAGGGCCAGGCGCCACCGCAGGUAAAGGUCUCUUUGGUCAGUUUAGGUGAACAAGGAGAUAGAUUAUGUUUUAACCACGGAAGAGAAGUAUACGUAUAUGAAUAUAAAGGUAUACAUAAAGCUCCCGAUUUAAAUAGCCCUUUAAUGAAUAAUAAGGGAUCAAAUAGAAUUUAUCCUACAUGUCACGAUUUUAAUGGUUUAUCGAGCAAGGGAGAUAAUCUUACUGUAUUAGUAGGUUACAGCGAUGGCCAAAUUAAAUUGAUUGAUAUCGAUCCAACUAAAAAAGAGGAACAGACUAAAGGACUUAACCAAGAAAGACUAAUAGAUAAAACUAAAGUUACUUGUGUGAGGUGGGUUCCCGGAAGCAGGUCUUUAUUUCUUGCUGCUCAUGCUUCAGGUCAGAUGUACGUCUACAACGAAAGCCUCCCUUGCGGCACGACUGCGCCCCAUUUCCAGCCCUUCAAGGUCGGCGAAAACUUCACCGUCAGCACCAGCAAAACGAAAUCCACCCGCAACCCCCUGUUCAGGUGGUGCCUGGGCAACGGCGCGGCCAUCAACGACCUCGCCUUCAGCCCGAGCGGCACGCAGCUGGCCGUCGUGACGCAGGACGGCCUGUUGCGCGUCUUCCAGUACGACACCAUGGAGCUGUUGGGCGUGGCGCGUUCCUACUUCGGCGGCCUGUUGUGCGUGGCGUGGUCGGGAGACGGCAGACUCAUAGCGGUGGGCGGCGAGGACGAUCUGGUCACCGUGUACUCGAACGAGCAGAAGAGAGUGAUCGCGCGCGCGCAAGGACACCGGUCGUGGGUGGGGGCGGUCGCCUUCGAUUGGUACUUGGAGGGGGAGGCGUGUUACAGGAUAGGGUCGGUGGGGCACGAUACGCAGCUCUGUUUGUGGGAGUUGCCCGAGGAUAAUUUAGUGCCACCCAGACCACGCGUUAAGCGGAGAUCUGACCCCCUCCAGCUGGUGGGAACCCCCGCCUGCCCCCGUCUGGACGAGUGCCCCAUCCUGGAGCCCCUGAUCUGUAAGAAGAUCGCCCACGAGCGCCUUACCUGCCUCAUCUUCAGGCCGGAGUGCUUCAUCACCGCCUGUCAGGACGGCUACGUGUACACGUGGUCGCGACCUUCCUCUAGGACGCCCACAUAGCAAGAGGAGACCGACCAAACCGCCACCUAGCGCCGGUUUACUUUGAUAUGGUGAUUUUUCGUUACGUUCCUGAGCCCUGAUUCGAAACGUUGCAUAGUUCAGACUUGGGUAGGGUUUCCAUACAAGUUUUUUAUUACAGCGCUUGGCUUAAGUCAAUCUCCACCUUAACGAGAAAAUAUGUUGACAGUAACGACAGAUGUUGUCUGUCAUUUUAAUUGACAAGUACAGGGUGGGUCAAAUUGGACGCUUUUAAAAGGUCCGUUUGAUUAGUUCGAAAACAUAGCAAAAUAAGCGUUCGGCAUUUAACGUUUUAUUUAAAACUGGCUAGGUAUUUUUACACAAAUGAAAAAGGAAA